AUGCGCGAGGCCGCUCCACCUCUUCCCUCCAUGCCAUACAACAACAAUGCGUAUCAGCAUCAACCCGACUAUCCCCCGCCCCCAAUGGGCGGAGCAUAUGGCGGCAGAGCAGGUAUGAUGUAUCGCCAGGAGAGCGCUGGCGGAUACGCGACGGCACGGGACAAGAUGAUGAGGCGUCGCUCGGUUCGCAAGGUCGAACUCUAUAAUGGGAACCUGGUAUUGGAUAUGGCGGUGCCGUCACAUAUCGUGAACAAGCAAUACGGUGAUAGCGAAGAGCACACCAAGAUGCGGUACACUGCAGCGACGUGUGAUCCUGAUGAUUUCAUGUCCUCCAAGUACUCCCUCCGCCCUUAUCUGUACGGACGCAAGACCGAGCUGUUCAUCGUGCUCACGAUGUACAAUGAAGACGAGGUGUUAUUUUGCAAGACCAUGAACGCGGUUAUAAAGAACAUCGCACACUUGUGCGGUCGCACGCGCUCUAAGACGUGGGGACCUCAGGGCUGGCAGAAGGUCGUCGUUUGCGUCGUGUCGGACGGCCGCAGCAAGAUCAACAAGCGGACAUUGCAAGUCCUCUCACUCAUGGGCUGCUACCAAGAAGGCGUUGCGAAAGACUCGGUGGCUGGAAAGGAUGUCACAGCGCACAUCUUCGAGUAUACUACCAGUGUUAUUGUCUCAGAUACCGGCGAGGUUUCGCAAGGAGCCUGCCCGGUGCAAGUUAUCUUCUGUCUCAAGGAACAGAACAAGAAGAAGCUCAAUAGUCAUCGCUGGUUCUUCAACGCCUUCGGUCCAUUGAUUCAACCCAAUGUGUGCGUUCUUCUUGAUGUCGGUACCAAGCCAACCGGCACAUCCAUCUACGAACUGUGGAAGUGCUUUGACAAGCAUUCCAACGUUGGUGGUGCUUGCGGAGAAAUCUGUGUUGACACCGGACGAGGAUGCAGCCUCCUCCUUACUAGCCCUUUGGCCGCUUCGCAGAACUUCGAGUACAAGAUUUCGAAUAUCCUCGACAAGCCGCUUGAGAGCGUGUUCGGGUACAUCAGCGUAUUACCCGGUGCUUUCAGUGCCUACCGCUAUCGUGCGCUACAAAAUGGACCCAAUGGCAAAGGCCCGCUCGCGUCCUAUUUUAAGGGCGAGACUAUGCAUGGCGGUGGUCCCAACGGCGCAGGACUGUUCGAGCGCAACAUGUACCUCGCUGAGGAUCGUAUUCUAUGCUUCGAGAUCGUCACGAAGAAGAACGAAGGCUGGAUCUUGAAAUACGUCAAGUCUGCGAAAGCUGCAACCGAUGUGCCAACCACUGUUCCUGAGUUCAUUUCCCAGCGUCGUCGGUGGCUCAACGGCUCCCUCUUCGCUUCCAUCCAUGCCACCGUCUUCUGGUUCCGGAUAUGGACGUCCGGCCAGAACUUCUUCCGGAAGAUCGCGUUGCAAAUCGAGUUCAUCUACAACGCGAUACAAUUGGUCUUCUCAUGGACAUCGAUAGCAAAUUUCUACCUAGCGUUCUUCUUCCUUGUCUCCUCCGCUACUUCGGACAAGAAAACGGAUGCGUUCUCCUUUAUCCAGACUGGCGCGGGUACCAAGAUAUUCGAAAUCUUCCUCAAAUUGUAUAUCGCUCUCCUGUUCGUCGUCGUGGUCUGCUCUCUUGGCAAUCGUCCGCAGGGUUCGAAGUGGACGUACUCUCUCGCUAUGGUCCUCUUCGGUCUCUGUAACAUGAUCACUUUCUGGUGUGCUGGAUACACCGUCUAUCUGGCUGUCCCGCAUACUGUGGCAGGGUGGGAGAACAUUGGCUCGCUUUUGGAACACAACAAAGCAUUCCGAGACAUUGCUAUCUCCUUGGCUGGAACGUACGGCCUUUAUCUCUUCGGCUCCUUGCUGCAUCUGGAGCCUUGGCACAUGAUUACGUCUUUCGUUCAGUACAUGUUCCUUCUUCCAAGUUACAUCAAUAUCUUGAUGACGUACGCCAUGUGCAAUCUUCACGAUGUUUCCUGGGGCACCAAGGGAGACAACGGUGCAGCCAAGGAUCUUGGUGGUGCCAAGAAGGUCAAAGGCGAAGAUGGCAAGGAGGUCUAUGAGGUCGAGGUACCUACCGCCCGUGAAGACGUGGACCAGCUUUGGCAAGCUUCCCGCAACUCUCUACGGCACAAACCGGAAGAACAGAAGGAACACCGUGACGCCGCGACGAAACAGGCUGAUCAUGACCGCAACAGCCGUACGAACGUCGUGCUCGCCUGGUUUGGCACCAACAUGUCAGUGCAACAUGAAGUUGCCAUGAUCCUCGUCUUCACAUCCACCGCAUUCACCGACUGGGUCCAGGAACACGUUGACAAAAGUGAUAACUCGGCGUUCAACCCCUACCUGACGUUCUUGUUCUAUUCUCUUGCUGGUUUGGCUGCGUUCCGGUUCAUCGGAUCGACCUUAUAUCUGGUACUUCGUCUCAUCGGCCAAUGA
Molecule: messenger RNA, 2439 nt
Organism: Punctularia strigosozonata HHB-11173 SS5
Lineage: Eukaryota; Fungi; Basidiomycota; Agaricomycetes; Corticiales; Punctulariaceae
Product: glycosyltransferase family 2 protein
Exons: 18
Coding region: 1-2439 (812 amino acids)
Cellular component (GO): cell periphery; cell septum
Molecular function (GO): chitin synthase activity
Source: RefSeq, a predicted model, not a curated record